GAUGACGUGAAGCUGAAGCACUGUCUGUCUGUCCAUUUUAAAAAAAAAAAUGUUUAUUUUCAGCAUAAAGAGAUUAAUUAGACAGUAAAUCCAGCAGUUAAGAUGGAGGAAAAGCAGUUUGAGUCUCACAGGCAGCGCAUGGAUUCAUAUCAGCACUGGUAUCAUUCAACACAUCAGCAGUUUCAGCCGGAGCCAGUUCCUCAGUACAGCCAAAUGGUUAACGUGUUUCAUGACCAGCAGGAUGUCCGAGAGUAUACCGUCAUGAAUGAAUUAUCAGUCCAUAAAGAUCCAGCUCAGAUCAGCCAGUUUCAUCAGCUGCCUGUCCAGCCUCCAGCACUUCCAUCAACACCUGAUAGAGGGAAGAAGCGUGGACGACCUCCCAAGCAGGAACAAAAUGACCAAACUGAUGAAGUCACUGUGAAAAAAGCCAAACGAACUCUGGACAGAUUUAAUGGCAUGUCUGUGGAAGAGGUCAUGGCCAAAAAACUGCCCGACAUCAUCACCUACAAUCUGGACAUACUGAUAAUUGGUAUCAACCCUGGAUUGUUGUCAGCAUAUAAGGGACGACAUUACCCAAAUCCAGGAAACCAUUUCUGGAAGUGCCUGUUCUUAUCAGGGCUCACAGAUGAGCAACUGAAUUACAUGCAUGAUCAGAGUCUUCCAGAAAAAUACGGCAUCGGAUUUACUAACAUGGUGGAGAGGACGACACCUGGGAGCAAAGACCUCUCAAACAAAGAGAUUCGAGAAGGAGGCAAACAACUUCUGGAAAAGCUGCAGAAAUAUAGGCCACGAAUCGCAGUCUUCAAUGGGAAAUGUAUUUAUGAAACAUUCUGUAAAGAGAUUUUCGGAGUCAAAGCCAAGAACCUGGAAUUUGGACUGCAGCCCUACAAAGUUCCAGACACUGAUACAGUUUGUUACCUCAUGCCUUCAUCCAGUCCACGCUGUGCUCAGUUCCCUCGAGCUCAGGACAAAGUUCAUUUCUAUAUUAAGCUGAAGGAACUCCGGGACCAGCUGAAGGGUAUGGUGCAGAAUCAGGAGAUUCAAGAGAUGCAGUACACGUUCGACUUAAUCAUGGCCAAAGAGGAUGCCAAAAGAAUGGCUAUUAAAGAAGAGCAGCAUGACCCUGGCUAUGAGGAAAGCUCUUCUAGUGCGACGCAGCAGAUGUGCAGCUUCGAUCCUGCUAAUGAACAAGGUGCUACACAUUCAGAACAUUCUUCAUCUACAGGACAGGUUGGGUCGAACCAGUGGACAAUGCAGCCGUUUGCAGACCAGAUCCCAGACAUUGGGUACUCCAGCAACAAUGAGACAUCGCAGUAUUUCUGAUGUGUUAAAGCAAAUGCACUUCUGAACUGAACUUAACUGAAAGGAAGCUCAAUUUAAAAAGGUUUUAUAAGAACUACCUGACUUUCCAGUCAUGCGUUUCUAUUUAUUGUGUUUUGUAGAACCUUAGAUGUAGAUCAUGUACUCCAAAGCUCGUGUUAUUUUUAUUAACAUAUGUAUACGGAAGUGAUGGCUUUUACUUGAUCAUACCAGCAUUCUGUAAAGCGAGCCUCAUUUUUCCAACUGUGAAAAUCCAGUACACAAAACUGUGGUUUAGUUCUGUUUUUUAAAACUAUACCUAAAACUUUUUUUCAGGGCUCGACAUUAACUUUUUUUAAUCCACUCGUUCAGUCAGACAUGCAGUAAGAUUUUUCACUCGUCCUGACCAUCACCUUUUUAUUACUAUGAUAUUUACAGGGAUGAGAGUUUUCUGCUUUUCGGCGGAUUUCCGCUUUUUCUGAGUAAAAAUCGACCUUUUUAUAUUAUGCCAAAUCUGUUGAAUUUUUUUUUUUCAUUUAUUGAGGGAGGUUGGGGUAUGUUCCUUCAUGAUACUCAAGCGUAAUUCAUUCCUAUGACGAUGUUACAUGUUUACAUUUUCGCCAUCUUUAGUCUCGCUAAGUCUCAUGGUAGAAUGCGUGUUAUCUACAAUGUAAUUGGCCAAAACAUCGAUGGCGAGAGCAUGAUAGCCAAUCAUAGCAGUUCUUACAAAAGUACCCACAUCCGUUCUAUUUUAUCGAAACUUGCGCAUGUUCAUCGUCGCUGCUCUUCAAAAAUACGUUUCUCUUUCGUAUCGGCUUUUUUACUCAAAAUGCCGAAUACAAUUGACAACGAAGCGAAGGUACAUGAAAUCGAUGCUGGUAUAAAAAACAAGUUUAGGUGGGAUUGGUUGGGUCGUAAAGUUGCGACAACUUCAGUAGAUGGCAAGCAUGAACCCGUGUCUGUUAGCAUCGGCGAUUUCGUUAAGAAACUCGACGUCGCGGGAAAAGCACUGUGUACUGUGUGUGAACUACCGAUCAAGAGGACCGAAAAGCAUUUGAGAGCCACGCUGUAACCGCAAAACAUCGGAAGCAGGCAUUUUUAUUGAAGAGCAAUUAUUCAUUAUCAAGUGCUUUUCAAUCGAGGACAUGGGGAGAAAAGGUCAGUCACCCUAAGAAAUUUUAUUUAAUUAUGAACAUUUUGAUAAUUAAUAGAACUUCAGUUUAAUGUGAAUUUAGUUUGUCAUUUUUGUUGAUCAUGAAUUAUAACCAUACCCUUGAAUGUAGAAUGUGAUUUUAUUUUGAAUUCAAACAAUACUCCUAUUGAUUUGAAACAUAUUUUCAUGUAAAUCUAUAAAAAAGACAACAGAUAUUUUUUAUCUAUUACAGCUCAGAUUGCAGGAAAAGUGGUUUGUAAGGCCUUAUUUUUCAAAAUUUUCCUGGGGGGUAUCCCAGGAGGCCUUUGGCGCCCUCGCAUACCUUUUUAUCUUGUUUUCUGCUUUUUUUUGAUGACCACCCACUCUCAUCCCUGUAUUUACUAAUUCAAUGAAAGGAAAGUGAUUAACAAAGUUUACAAAAAUCAGGUAUAGUUAUGAUAAUUAUACUUUAAUGACUUAUUUUUCAAUAAAACUCAAACUUCAACAAUAAAGAAACUAUCCAAAGCCCCAUUGUGGCGAAUGUGUUAACCCAGGGGUUUUCAAAGUGUGGGAGAGUCAGCCCCCCCUCAGAGAGCAAAUAAACAGCGCCCCCACCACAAUUUUUGUUGCUAUACUUAAUGUUCCAUUCGUAUUUAAAAAAAAAAAGGUUGUUGUACACAUUUUUUUUCUUUUACACAUUUUAAACAUCUGUGCUUUUUGAAAACGUCUUUUUUUACACAUUUUAAACACCUGUGCCUUUUUUUUUUUUAAAACAUCUUGUUUUACACAUUUUAAACAUCUCAUAGCAUCGUUAGCUAGCACCUCUUGGCAAACAACACACUGUGGCAGUGGAGCAUCUUCAGAUCCAGUCCAUGAAAAUCUCAUUCAUCUCAUCUCAUUAUCUCUAGCCGCUUUAUCCUUCUACAGGGUCGCAGGCAAGCUGGAGCCUAUCCCAGCUGACUACGGGCGAA
Molecule: messenger RNA, 3402 nt
Organism: Neoarius graeffei (lesser salmon catfish)
Lineage: Eukaryota; Metazoa; Chordata; Actinopteri; Siluriformes; Ariidae
Gene: tdg.2
Product: thymine DNA glycosylase, tandem duplicate 2
Exons: 11
Coding region: 103-1323 (406 amino acids)
Biological process (GO): base-excision repair, AP site formation
Cellular component (GO): nucleus
Molecular function (GO): mismatch base pair DNA N-glycosylase activity
Source: RefSeq, a predicted model, not a curated record